AUGGAAUCUUCAUUAAAAACCUCAAGCAGAAGCAAGAAAGCCUUGAAUAAAGCACUUUCAAAAAAUUAUGCCACUAAAAUCAUUGAUCUGCUCUCAACUCAAACUUAGCUCUGUCUCUUUGGUUCAAUUGGUAAGAGCGACUCUCCCACCAGUCGAAUGAGGAUUCUAAGAAGCCUGAGAAUACGAACUCAAGAGGAUUAAUAAAAUAGAGUAAGUAAAAGCUUCGAUCUAAAAAUUGUUCGUCACACAAGAUAAUAGCAGAGACGCAAGAGUGGUAUUGAGCCAUUGUCUGAGAAACAAAUGCAUCUUGAUUGUUUGUAUCCGAAGACUCAGGUGUCGUAAUAGCAAAUACUAUUAAAUGAGAUUUAGAAGACGAAGGAGCGAAAGAAAACCAUUUUCAAACGCAUGUCGAGUAUCUUAAUCAAACAUCAGACAACGCUUCGUACCAUUGGCAAUCAGAACAGCACUAAUAACCAAAGGAACAGUGAGUUGCAAUUAUUCAUGCUUCAAGAAUCCCAAUAGCCAAUUGAUGAACCUGUCCUUUUGCAAUCUCAGGAAGUGAAAAAGACGAAGCUUCGACAAUUGGUAAUAGACUCAGAACUCCCGAAGGUAGUCUUAAAUAUAUCUCGAAAAUGCAAGAAACCCUUUGCUUCGAUUCAGAGUUAUGUGAAUCAAAAAACAGAGAAGCACCAAUCUUAAAAAGAUUUGGGAAGCAGCAACCCCUUUCUAAGUUAUACAUCUUGUCAAAGUCUUACAGAGAUGAACACUUAAUUUCAUUCUAAUUCUCCUUAGACUUAGAGAAAAUUAGUAUCUUUGAAAGCAGCUUGUCCUCUUCCAGAAAUCAAGUUGAUCUCUUCUGCUCGCAAUUAUACCAAUACAAAUGAUAUCAAUUUUCUAAAGCAAAAGUGUAAGAAUAGUAUUUAUUGUGCAGAUUCACAUAGAAAGAGGAGGAUUGAGACUAAAGUAUGA
This is a messenger RNA of Paramecium tetraurelia, 969 nucleotides long. RefSeq lists its product as uncharacterized. Lineage: Eukaryota; Ciliophora; Oligohymenophorea; Peniculida; Parameciidae. The transcript has 3 exons. The record is from RefSeq and is a predicted model, not a curated record.